AUGAUCCUCUCUCUCAUUGCAUGGCAGGAUUCCUGGCCAGAUAUUUCACAGGCGAUAGUCAGAACCUUGACGUUUGAUGCGUUAGGUCUCACGCAUACGUGUUGCACGGAAAUCAAUUCACAUAGGGUUACAUAUUUUUCUUUCCUGGCCCGCGGAGGGAGAGAUGAGACAGAAAUUGACAGGAUCUUGGAUGACCAGCAUUUGCUAAUCAAAGAAUUUGAAGAGCUGAUGGAAGAGAUGGAAAGCAAACUCGACGAGCCUGGUCUUCCCCUCGAAGAGUUCCUGGAUGGCUACUGGUAUGACCGCGUAAUCGAGUAUCUUUCGCGGCGUGACCACUACGACGAGGAGCAUGUCACAGAAGCAAGAAGGAUGGGAAUUUUUCUCAAAGCAGAGGAGUUCUGCAUCCCCGACAGAGUGUCAUUACGAUUCCGACCUCGGGUUCAAGAGCUGCAGGAUGAUUCAUUGUUGAAUGGACCUGGAUGA
Messenger RNA from Penicillium expansum, 483 nucleotides. RefSeq lists its product as uncharacterized. The transcript has a single exon. Lineage: Eukaryota; Fungi; Ascomycota; Eurotiomycetes; Eurotiales; Aspergillaceae. Bases 1 to 483 code for a protein of 160 amino acids. The record is from RefSeq and is a predicted model, not a curated record.